Messenger RNA from Equus quagga, 3203 nucleotides. It is a transcript of the gene DLG4, whose product is annotated as discs large MAGUK scaffold protein 4. The coding region runs from base 259 to 2532 and encodes 757 amino acids. NCBI's taxonomy places the organism in Eukaryota, Metazoa, Chordata, Mammalia, Perissodactyla, Equidae. Gene Ontology annotation, biological process: AMPA glutamate receptor clustering; chemical synaptic transmission; postsynaptic neurotransmitter receptor diffusion trapping. The transcript has 20 exons. Gene Ontology annotation, molecular function: kinase binding. The record is from RefSeq and is a predicted model, not a curated record. Gene Ontology annotation, cellular component: postsynaptic density membrane; neuron projection; neuromuscular junction.
CUGAGAAUCGGGGUGUGCUCCCCGAGCCCCCUCCCCUCCUCUGGGGACCCCCUUUAGGGCCCCCUUCCUCUCCCUCCCACGCUCUCCUACCCUUCCCUUCUCCAACCCCCUCUUUCCCCUCUCACCCCUCCCCCCAUCCUGGCUCCCCCUGCAAAAGUGGGGUGCGGAGGGGGGAGGGGUGAGAACCCACGGAGGGGAGGAAGGAAACUCCGAUGAAGUCAGAGCCCCUUACCCGCCGCCGCGGCCAGGCCCCCCAACAUGGACUGUCUCUGUAUAGUGACAACCAAGAAAUACCGCUACCAAGAUGAAGACACGCCCCCUCUGGAGCACAGCCCGGCCCACCUCCCCAACCAGGUAAACGCCCCCGAACUGGUGCACGUGGCGGAGAGGAACUUGUCCCACCUCGAGGCCGUCCAUGGGGUCGUGGGCCACACCCACUUCUCCCCCAUCAAGGCCAAUUCUCCCCCUGUGAUUGUCAACACAGACACCCUAGAAGCCCCGGGAUAUGAGUUGCAGGUGAACGGGACCGAGGGGGAAAUGGAAUACGAGGAGAUCACAUUGGAAAGGGGUAACUCAGGUCUGGGCUUCAGCAUCGCAGGUGGCACUGACAACCCACACAUCGGUGACGACCCAUCCAUUUUCAUUACCAAGAUCAUUCCCGGUGGGGCUGCAGCCCAGGAUGGCCGCCUCAGGGUCAACGAUAGCAUCUUGUUUGUAAAUGAAGUGGACGUGCGGGAGGUGACCCACUCAGCUGCGGUGGAGGCCCUCAAAGAGGCAGGCUCCAUCGUCCGCCUCUACGUCAUGCGCCGAAAGCCGCCGGCUGAGAAGCUCAUGGAGAUCAAGCUCAUCAAGGGACCUAAAGGUCUUGGCUUCAGCAUCGCAGGGGGUGUAGGGAACCAGCACAUCCCUGGAGAUAAUAGCAUCUAUGUAACCAAGAUUAUCGAAGGGGGUGCUGCCCACAAGGACGGGAGGUUGCAGAUUGGAGACAAGAUCCUGGCGGUCAACAGUGUGGGGCUGGAGGAUGUCAUGCAUGAGGACGCUGUGGCAGCCCUGAAGAACACGUAUGAUGUUGUAUACCUAAAGGUGGCCAAGCCCAGCAAUGCCUACCUGAGUGACAGCUAUGCUCCCCCAGACAUCACAACCUCUUAUUCCCAGCACUUGGACAAUGAGAUCAGUCACAGCAGCUACCUGGGCACCGACUACCCCACAGCCAUGACCCCCACUUCCCCUCGGCGCUACUCCCCAGUGGCCAAGGACCUGCUUGGGGAGGAAGACAUUCCCCGAGAACCGAGGCGGAUUGUGAUCCAUCGGGGCUCCACAGGCCUCGGCUUCAACAUCGUGGGUGGCGAGGACGGUGAAGGCAUCUUCAUCUCCUUUAUCCUGGCCGGGGGCCCUGCGGACCUCAGUGGGGAGCUGCGGAAGGGGGACCAGAUCCUCUCGGUUAACGGUGUUGACCUCCGCAACGCCAGCCAUGAGCAGGCUGCCAUUGCCCUGAAGAAUGCGGGCCAGACAGUCACGAUCAUCGCUCAGUAUAAACCAGAAGAGUACAGCCGAUUCGAGGCCAAGAUCCAUGAUCUUCGGGAACAGCUCAUGAACAGCAGCCUGGGCUCAGGGACUGCCUCCCUCCGGAGCAACCCCAAAAGGGGUUUCUACAUCAGGGCCCUGUUUGAUUACGACAAGACCAAGGACUGCGGCUUCCUGAGCCAGGCCCUGAGCUUCCGCUUUGGGGACGUGCUGCAUGUAAUCGAUGCCAGUGAUGAGGAGUGGUGGCAGGCACGGCGGGUCCACUCUGACAGCGAGACCGAUGACAUCGGCUUUAUCCCCAGCAAACGGCGGGUUGAGCGACGGGAGUGGUCAAGGUUAAAGGCCAAGGACUGGGGCUCCAGCUCAGGAUCACAGGGUCGAGAAGACUCAGUUCUGAGCUAUGAGACGGUGACGCAGAUGGAAGUGCACUAUGCUCGCCCCAUCAUCAUCCUUGGGCCCACCAAGGACCGUGCCAACGAUGAUCUUCUCUCUGAGUUCCCCGACAAAUUUGGAUCCUGUGUUCCCCAUACGACACGGCCCAAGCGGGAGUAUGAGAUAGAUGGUCGGGAUUACCACUUUGUGUCGUCCCGGGAGAAAAUGGAGAAGGACAUUCAGGCGCACAAGUUUAUUGAGGCCGGCCAGUACAACAGCCACCUAUAUGGAACCAGCGUCCAGUCCGUGCGAGAGGUGGCAGAGCAGGGGAAGCACUGCAUCCUCGAUGUCUCGGCCAAUGCCGUGCGGCGGCUGCAGGCGGCCCACCUGCACCCUAUCGCCAUCUUCAUCCGCCCCCGCUCCCUGGAGAAUGUGCUAGAGAUUAACAAGCGGAUCACAGAGGAGCAAGCCCGCAAAGCCUUCGACAGAGCCACCAAGCUGGAGCAGGAGUUCACAGAGUGCUUCUCAGCCAUCGUGGAGGGCGACAGCUUUGAGGAGAUCUACCACAAAGUGAAGCGUGUCAUCGAGGACCUCUCAGGCCCCUACAUCUGGGUCCCAGCCCGAGAGAGACUCUGAUUCCUGCCCUGGCUUGGCCUGGACUCGCCCUGCCUCCAUCGCCCGGGCCCUUGGUCUGGACUGAAUUGCCCAAGCCCUUCGCGCCCCCAGCCUCCCUCCCACCCCUUCUUAUUUAUUUCCUUUCUAACUGGAUCCAGCCCAUUGGAGCGGGGACACUCCUCUGCAUGUAUCCCCACACCCCAGACCUGGGCUCCUGAACCCCAGGAACCUGGGGUCUGGGGGGGAGCCAGGCUCCUGGUCCUGAGCCCUUGCUCCUUAGGACCCCUGACCCCUGCCCGCCCCCAACGCACACACAAACCCACCGGGGGCCACCUGCCCUCCCCAUCUUCUCCCACACACAUUCCAGAAGUCAGGACCCCCCUCAAGGAGCACCCCGCUGCAGGGAUGCAGGGCCACAGGCCUCCACCCUCUCCUGAGGCAGAGUCUGGGGUCACCCCUGCCCCCAUCAUAACUCCCCAUGUCCCUUGAUUUCUCAUUUAUUUUUUCCAUUUUUUUUCUUCUCAAAGGUGGUUUUUUGGGGGGAUAAGUGGGGGGACUCCACUAUGGGCCCCCUGCCUUCCACAUGCCCCCACCUUUUUUCUUUGCUGGUUUGCAUGAGUGGAAGGUCUAACUGUGGCUUUUUCUUUUUCCUGGGAUUUUUUUUUUCUUUUUGGGAAAAGGGAGGGAUGGGU